Molecule: messenger RNA, 501 nt
Organism: Parasteatoda tepidariorum (common house spider)
Lineage: Eukaryota; Metazoa; Arthropoda; Arachnida; Araneae; Theridiidae
Source: RefSeq, a predicted model, not a curated record
AUGGCAACCAUGAUAAGUUCGGCUAUGCUUUUCCUUCAGAGAGACAUUAGGACUAAAACAGAUCUUGUUCUCCCUGACUUGGUCGGAAGAGUCAAUGAGAAGAUCAGGAAAAAAACGUAUGUUUUCCAAGCUCGCAUUUUUCACGAAGGUGAUAAGGUGGCUAUUCGAGACUAUCGUUCACCCAACGCAAGGUGGAAAUUUGGAACAGUUAUGAGCGCUCUUCACUACACAGUUAAUGUGCAAGGUACAUUUUUCAGCAGUGAAACCCCACACACUGGCACUGCUGAUAAUUCUCCCGAAUCCGCUGAUCCUGGAGGAGAUACCCAAAAACACUCUAGAUCCGACAAAUCAACAACGGAAACUCGCCAACCAUCUCCAACUAAGAACCCGAGUUCAGCUGUUUUGCCGAGAAGUACUCCAUCUUCAACUUCUCAACAAGCUCCAUUUCAGCCGAGGCGAUCACAAAGGAUUAGACGGCCCCCUAAGAGACUUGACCUUUAA